AUUAAAUGUUACUAAAUAAAGUGAACAAUUAGGACAAUCAUUAGAUUUAAAUUAUAAUUUUAUGUUUGUUUAAUUUAACAAUGAAAUCUAUUAAAAUAUAAUAUACAAUCAUUAAUAACAGCGUCAAAUAUACGAAAUGUUACAACAUCGCAAUAGUUAAUCGUGUUUAUUAUUUAAUUUUAUCUACUUCUAUUAAAAAUUAAAUUUAAUAAUAGAUAUGAUUGUACUAAUUUCAAAAAUAUUAAAUUGAAAAUAUUUUUAAAUUUCAAAAUUUUUUGGCUACUUUAUGCCAUGCGCAGUUUUGCAGUCUACAGGUGGUUCAGUUUUGAAGUUAUUAUUGUACAGAUUUUUUCUGUAUUUAUUUUCAAUAAACAAAACAAUAAACAAAUAUGUAACAAAUAAGCUCAGUGUUUCUGAUUCCACUUUUUAUUAUUGGUGUGACUUUUACCUAAAACGUCACAAAAAAUAGCGGGAAAACACCAAACCUAGGCAAAAAUGAACAAAGAACAGCUAGCCCAAGUUGAAAAACUCUUUUCCGAAGUUUCAAAGAACAUACAAUGUUCUAUCUGUCACAAAACAGUCACCGAGUCGUCUGUGGACUUGAUCUGCAACCACAUAUUCUGUCAAACAUGUUUCAACAAAUCAACAAAACGAAAAUGCCAGGUCUGCCAAAAAGACUUAAAACUAAAAAGAAAUCAUGCCUGGCACAAUCCAACCAUCGAUAACCUGGGGUCAACCUUCCUUCAGUUCUGCAAUAAAAUCAAAACAAACCAUAAUGUGUCAUUAAUUCCCGAACCACAGGACUCUGACAGCGACCCGGACAUUAUCAGCUUGACAAAACCUGCGGAAGGUAAGCCCCGAAGGACCUACACAAGGAAAAGCAAAGAUCUCAACUCCAGCAAUAAAGAAAACUCCUUCAAUGCCCUCUUAGAUGACCUUAACGUGUCGCAAAAACGCAAUAGACGCAGUAAAGAGGCACUAGCAGUGAACAAAUUGUCUGUGAUUGAGUGGCUGUCUAGCACAAAGAACAGGUUUGACAUACUAACGCAGACGCAACAGCUUGUGGACGAUUGCUUGGACGUUGAGGGGCCCUCACCCUCAAUUUCACAAUUGCCUAAGGUGCUUCUGGAUGGUAACAGAAAGAGGUGCAAGUCUUUGGAGGUGAAAAUUGAGACCCUACCUGAUAAUGUUAAGAGGCACACCAUUUGCACUGACAUACCAGUUGAACAAAAUUACGCGAUGGAGAAUGUGAGUACUGAGGAACUGAUCAAAAGAGCUGAGGCUAAGGUUAUAGAGAACCUGAUUGAGGAUGAGUAUUUGGACAAGUUGGAGGCUGAAAUGAAGGAGGUGGGCACCAACAGCAGUGUGAGCCCAUCAGGCUGGGACAGGAUGAAGGACAUCAAUGCCAAGAUAUCCAGGAAGUCUGCCAAGAAACUCAAGGUGGAACUGAAUAAGGGCACAGCCAGCGAAGCUGGACGCAAACGUGAUGAGUCUGACAAGAGAAUUGCCGUUGAACAAGCUAUGAAAAGCGACAACAAUGUAAUUCGAAUUUUAUUAGAAGAACAGUACAGUCCACAAGACAUAUGUGCAUCACCAGAUGACAAUAAUUUACAGAGACAGAUAGGCACAAUACAUACAAUUCUCAAAAAAUGUAUAGCACGUUUGGAAAAAAAAAAACGCCUAACUGCGUCAGAGAGUUUGUUACUUUCUGAUUUAAAAGGCUGUGAGAAACAAGUGUCACAACUACAAUUACCAAAUGAAAUAAUUAAUUCAACACAAAAAGGCAUCCAAAGAGUAUCAAACACAUCAGAAAAAGGCACCUCCACCAGCCCAAAUUUGACUGAAACUGGUUGUCAAACUGCUGAAAAUGAAACAAAUCAAAUAGAUGUGCCAGUUAUAUCAAAUAAAAUUACUACGAGUCAAAAGAGUGUGCAAACGUGCAAAACUUUAGUAAAAAGCACACAAACUAGUCAAAACGUUAAAGAAAAUGGAGUCCAAACAAUUGUAUAUAAGACAUGUGAACAACACACCCAAACUAAUUUACAAUCACUAAAUAAAACGGUACAAACCGAAGUCUGCAAAGUCACCGAAAGAAAACCUCAAGGUUCGAACGACGGAUGGGACGUGGGAAACUUCAGUUCGCAGGAAAUAGCCGCCCUAGAAGCCAAACUGCAGGACAAACCGGACAUAUUAAAGAUAUCACCGAUAACUGUGCCUGAUUUCAACAGACAGAAGUCCACGCCCAACGUGCUGUCGAGCGAUUCGUUGGAUAAUUACAACAUCAAUUCGCAGGAGAUCGUCACCCGGGCUCUGAUACAUGAUGAACCGCAGUCGAAGAAGCCGAAGUCCCACAAGAGGCCGAUGGUCAUCGACUCGGACAGCGAGGAGGGGAUACCGCGUAAAAAGGCGUGUUCAAAAUUUUUGAGGACCAAUCUGAGCAUCAAGUUUGACUCGCAGGAAAGUGAGGAGGUCGAUUAUGAUGAUUGUCUGGAUAAAAUAAUGAAGAUGUACGAUAAUCCGCCCAAUGAAGAAGUAGCGGAGCCUCCAAGGAACGUGGAUGAGGAAGCAAAAGUUUCUGAAACUAGUAAUGUUUUAUUGGAAAGAUUACCCAGUUCUGGUAAGCUUGAUGAUGACAAUUACUUCGACGAAAAUUGUCUGUCUAAACUAGAUAAGGACAUAGAAGAAUUCGAGAGGUCGUCCAAAAACAUCAACACAGACAUUUCGGACAUAAUCUACGAGACAGAACAACCAGAACCACCGAAAAAGGCUAAAGGUAGAAAACCAAAAGGCCUGGGUAAAAACAAGUUAUUACAACAUGAUUUUAAAGAAGUCAUGGACGUAAAAAUUGAACAUAAAGAUAAUGUUGCCACUAAAAUUAAUAAAGACAUUACCCAUUUUAAUGAUGACAUGGACAUAGAAAUUCAAAACAACGGUAAUGCACCCACUUCAUCUAACAACUCGCCUAAAAUUAACAUCUUACAAAACAUCUUGUUGUCCGCAGAAAUUUCAGCGUCAGAUCACGAAGACGACGACGACGACGAGGACGUCAUCGAGUGCACACCACCGCAUUUACCCGAAAGAAACGCAUCUCAGUCUCUAAACACGGACGAUUUUGCAAUUGCCCUUCCGCCUCCGGCGGAAUUCUGCGACGAUCCGCCCCCGGCCGAAUUCUGCGAUGAUCCGCCGCCGGUAACGCCUCCCAAUCAAUCUCAACCCACUUCCCAAGCGUUGAACACCUUGAACAGGAAGGGGAGCCUUCCGGAAAUCAAUUCCCGUACCAGCACACCUAGUUCAAAAGACCACAAACCGGACUUGCCGUUUUCGCCCAUUUUCUCGCAGAUCAGGAACAAACUGGCCAGCCAACCGUUGGACACGCCCAAGGGUAAAAAGGGAAUGUUGAGCUCCAUUCCGGGGCAAAGAAGUAUGUUUAGUUAUGUGCAGCAGUCGCCGAGUACGUCCUUCAGUAACGUCAGCCAGGAAAACCUCAAUAGUAGCAUCGGCAGUAAGCCGAUGGUUACAGCAACGAGGUUGGACAAAAUGCAGCUUCUGACCAUUUCGACGUUGGCCCACAGGAAGCUGGUCACUUUCUCGCCCACCUACAGUGAGUCUGUGACUCACUUAAUAGCCAACGUUGACGAAAACAACUGCGUGGAGGAGCACACCAUGAAGUUUAUUCUGGCUGUUGCUUCAGGGGCUUGGGUUUUGAACUAUAAUUGGGUCAAGGACUCCCUGGCGCAGAACAGGCUCGUUCCAGAAGCUCCUUAUGAGGUGCUGGAUGGAACUGGCAUUGCUGGCCCAAAGAUCGCAAGACUUUCGAGGCUAACUAGGCCUUUGUUCAAGGGCUUCAAGUUUUGUUGUUUGCCCCCUUUCCAGUCCGCAGUGAAGGACGACGUGGAGAAAGUCAUCAAAUUAUUAGACGGAAAAGUCGUUCCAGACUUGAAUUCGAUGAACAACUUUGGGGACGGUUUGCAUGGAAUAAUCGUGUCCGAAAUUGUCGGAACUCAAGACUUCGAAAUCUACGAAAAAUACCUCGAAAAGUACAGAUGUAUAACGGUUGAUUUGGAGUGGAUCAGUAAAUCGGUGGCUCAAUACAAAUUGACCAGCGUCAGGCCAUUUUUGUUGUGCUCCGAAGAUUAUCUUUCCCAGUUAAGAUAUCCUCAAGAGUUAUUGGAGGAGGUGCCAUUGAGUGGAACUGAAGAUGACCUUUAAUUUUUUUUUGCCAUAAGAAGUUUAAUUUUAUUUUGUUUUCAGAAUUUUAUUAUGUUAACCAUUAAACUUUAUCACUAACUGUUUUUUAAAUUCCAUUGUACUGUGGAGUGAAGUUGGACCACUUAAGUCCAAUAUCUUAUUUUUCUCAGUUAUCAUUAGAAGUUAUUGGAGGAAGUGUCAUUAAGUAGAAUUGAGGAAGAGCCGUGCCAUAUGAAGUUUUAUUUUAUUUUUCAGAAUUUUAUUAUGUUGACCAUAAAACUUUAUCACUUUAA
Molecule: messenger RNA, 4481 nt
Organism: Aethina tumida (small hive beetle)
Lineage: Eukaryota; Metazoa; Arthropoda; Insecta; Coleoptera; Nitidulidae
Exons: 8
Coding region: 496-4209 (1237 amino acids)
Biological process (GO): negative regulation of fatty acid biosynthetic process; positive regulation of transcription by RNA polymerase II; double-strand break repair via homologous recombination
Cellular component (GO): BRCA1-A complex; plasma membrane; BRCA1-BARD1 complex
Molecular function (GO): ubiquitin-protein transferase activity
Source: RefSeq, a predicted model, not a curated record